This is a messenger RNA of Gilbertella persicaria, 207 nucleotides long. RefSeq lists its product as uncharacterized. The annotation marks the transcript as partial. NCBI's taxonomy places the organism in Eukaryota, Fungi, Mucoromycota, Mucoromycetes, Mucorales, Choanephoraceae. The record is from RefSeq and is a predicted model, not a curated record. The transcript has a single exon.
GAUAUUGAUGAAUUGAUUGCUUUUGGAGGUUAUAGAUAUAUUUAUUCAACUGAACCUUAUCUCGUUCAACAGUUGUGGUCAGUCGUUAAGAAUAAAGUUAAGAUAGGGAGGACCUUAAUUGCAGGUGCUUGCAACAACGUUCCCGUCCAUCAUUUGAAAACUUUUGUGCAGCAUUCUUGGAAUCAGUUUGAUAAAUGUAGCCAUUGA